Messenger RNA from Electrophorus electricus (electric eel), 900 nucleotides. The record is from RefSeq and is a predicted model, not a curated record. NCBI's taxonomy places the organism in Eukaryota, Metazoa, Chordata, Actinopteri, Gymnotiformes, Gymnotidae.
AUGAGGGACAGGCUUAGUCACCUGCAGGCUCUCUCUGAGUCCAGCAGCAAUUUGGAAGAGUUGGAAUUUGCUGAGUCAGUCUCUGAUUCAUUCAGCAACGUGGACUUAGAAGAUGACUUCCCACAGCAGGCCAUCAUUUACGACGACAGCGAUGAAAUGGAGGCCGUGUUUGAUGAGGCUCAGGACACCAGGCGUGAGAUUCAGCUCAUCCGUCUGGAUGUCAAGCGGCUCCGAGACCAGAACACACGCUUGCUCGCUGAGCCGACUCGGACCAGCACCAUAAAGCGUGACUCCAGUGCCAUUGCUGCUGACAUCAAAAGCCGUGGGGAGAAUUUGUUGGCACGCCUUCAUAAGAUUGACUCUCAGGCCAAAGACCUCGAAGAGGAGCAUGGGAUCAAUUCUGCCGUGGCCAGGAUUGCACGCACACAGUAUGCCGGCCUGAGCAACAACUUCAGGCAAGCAAUGAUGGAAUACAACGACACAGAGAUGACCCAUCGGGAGAGAUGCAAAACGCACAUCCAGCGGCAGAUGGAGAUCGUAGGCCGAGAGGUGACAGGGGAGCAGAUUGAGGAGAUGCUGGAAAAUGGCCAGUGGAAUGUUUUCAGUGAGAACAUCCUCUCUGAGGGGAAAACAGCACGCUCUGCGCUCAGCCAGAUCGAGAGCAGACACCGUGACCUGCUGGAGUUGGAGAACCGUCUCAAGAGCAUCCAUGAAGUGUUCCUGGAUGUGGCCAUGCUGGUGGAAGAACAAGGGCCCAUGAUAGAUUACAUCUACACCAAUGUUCAGAAAACUGAUGCUGUACUAAAAGAGGGCUUGUUCAAACUUGGCCGAGCAAAGAAACAUGAUAGCAAAAAUCCAUUUAGGAGGAUGUUCUGUGGCUGCUUUCCUUGCAUCAAGUGA